Molecule: messenger RNA, 873 nt
Organism: Quercus lobata
Lineage: Eukaryota; Viridiplantae; Streptophyta; Magnoliopsida; Fagales; Fagaceae
Exons: 1
Coding region: 1-873 (290 amino acids)
Source: RefSeq, a predicted model, not a curated record
AUGGCGGCCGCAGUGGCGGAGUUGACUCGCCAAAACCAAGAAUUAAGAAUGGAGAUUAAUCUAAGGAGGCAGACGCGUGAAGAACGUGAGGGUGGAGGACAAAUGCAGAGUCGUGAUGACAGAGAGAACACUGAGAUUGGAAGUCAGUUAAGAGGUACCACUUCACGAGCGGUGCCACAUUUGAAGGAAGAGAUGGACCGAAUGAGAAGAGUCAUGGAGGAAAUGAAAGAAAAUAUGAGAAGGAAAAAUCCUAUAGAAGACCUGGUCCACCAAACUGAUUCCCCCUUUACGGCUUCCAUCAACGGUCACCCUCUACCAUCGAAGUUUAAGAUGCCUUCUCUGGAUUCGUACGACGAAACACGAGACCCGUUCGAUCACAUUGCUACCUUCAAGACCACCAUGCAUCUCCAAGGGGUUCCAGACGAAAUAAUGUGCAGAGCGUUCCCUACUACCCUCAAGGGCCCAGCACGAGUUUGGUUCAGCAAAAUACCCCCGAAUUCGGUGAGUUCUUUUCAAGAGUUGAGCAAAUUGUUUGUUAACAACUUCAUAGGAGGACAAAGACAUAAGCGUUCCUCGUCCAGCCUAUUGACCAUAAAGCAGGAAGAGAACGAGAGUUUACGGUCAUUCAUCACCCGUUUCAACAGAGAGGCCCUGAGUGUGGACGAAGCAGAUGACAAGCUCUUACUAGCGGCUUUCCAUAAUGGGGUGAAUUCGGAUCUGUUCAUUCACAAACUCUAUGAAAAAGAGCCUCAGUCUAUGGCAGAACUUGUCCAUUCGGCACAAAAUUUUAUGAAUGCAGAAGACGCAAUCAUUGCUAAGAAGAGGAAGAGGUCUGAGAGAGUAGACACAAAUCCCAGUCGCCACUUAGAGUAG